Messenger RNA from Gastrolobium bilobum, 2088 nucleotides. RefSeq names its product protein FAR1-RELATED SEQUENCE 5-like. Gene Ontology annotation, biological process: regulation of DNA-templated transcription. NCBI's taxonomy places the organism in Eukaryota, Viridiplantae, Streptophyta, Magnoliopsida, Fabales, Fabaceae. The transcript has 3 exons. The coding region runs from base 1 to 2088 and encodes 695 amino acids. The record is from RefSeq and is a predicted model, not a curated record.
AUGACCACUAAUCAAGCCACUUCAGCGGAUGAGGAUCCAGUAAGUUAUAUUGACUGCAGUGAAGAUUGCAUUCCAAAUGACUUAUCUAAUGAAAUGGAAUAUGGUGAAAUCAAAGAUUCCAGAAAUGAUGAAAUAGAAGAUGAUAUACCUAAUGACUUGUCUGAUAAUAAGUUUAAUGACAUUCUAUUAUCACCAACAAAGAGUACUACUGUUAUGAUUGAGGUUGGAAUGAAAUUUUCCGAACAAAAGGAUAUAUUAGACUUGUAUACAACAUUUGGGAAGGCAAAAGGUUUUGGAAUUCGGAAAAGAACAUCCAACGAGAACUACGUGAUGCUAACAUGUGUUAGAGAGGGCUAUCAUCAACCGAGAAAGGGAAAAGAUGUGCGUGAAUUGUGUGCAACCAAACCAAGGCGGACAUCAUCAUCACGUAUGGGGUGUGAAGCUUGUCUCAAGGCUUCUAGAGAGAGAAAAACAAAAAUGUGGAAAAUCACAUAUUUCAUUGACAAGCAUAACCAUGAGAUGGUUACUCCAAAAAGUGUUUCAUAUUUGAGAUCACAUAGAAAAAUGCCCGAUGCUGCAAAAUGUUUGAUAGAAGAAUUCAAUAACGCGGGUUUGCCUACUGGAAAGGUGGCCACCAUCUUCAAAAGCCAUGAUUUAGGGUUUGACAGUCGAGAUUGUUAUAAUCAUAUGAAAAAUGUGAGGAGAAGGGUAUACGAUAUCGGGGAUGCACAAGUUGUGCUACUUUAUUGUAUUAAACAACAAUCACUGAAUCCUAGUUUUUUUUAUUCUAUUAUGUGUGACGAUGAUGAUCGUAUGGUUAGUUUUUUUUGGAUUGAUGCAAGAUCCAGGCACGCCUAUGAGCUUUUUGGGGAUGUCAUCACAUUUGACACAACAUAUAGGACUAAUAAGUAUUCCAUGCCAUUUGGACCCUUUGUUGGUGUAAAUAAUCAUUUGCAGUCCCUCUUAUUUGGAUGUGCUUUAUUACACGAUGAGACUGAGGAUAGUUUUGUAUGGCUUUUUGAGGAAUGGCUUCGAGCAAUGAAUGGAAAACAUCCAGUUGCCAUAAUUACUGAUCAAGACUUGGCGAUUAGCAAUGCAGUCUCCAAAGUUUUUCCAAAUACGAAACACAGAUUUUGUUUGUGGCAUAUCAUGAAAAAGUUUCCAGAAAAGUUAUCUCAUCUCUACCAUGACCACGCAUCAUUUAAAAGGCAUUUGAAUGACUGUAUUUGGAGCUCCAAGAGCACUCAAGAGUUUGAAGAUAGAUGGCAAAGAUUUCUUAUUCAGUAUGGUCUUAUUGAAAAUGAGUGGUUGAAUGUACUUUAUACAAUUAGAUCCUCUUGGGUACCAAUCUUUAACCAUUCCACUUUCUUUGCUGGUAUGAACACUACUCAACGUAGCGAAAGUAUAAAUUCAUUUUUUGAUGGUUUUGUUACAUCUGGCACAACUUUAAAGGAAUUUGUGGAGAAAUAUAAUCAAGCAAUAGAUGCUCGCUACGAGUCAUUUAAAAAAGAAGACUUUGAAUCUAGGCACAAAGAAAGGAUUUUGACAUUUAAUAUGCCAUUGGAGGAGCAUGCUGCUAAAAUUCCUGAACACUUCAUUCUGCAGCGUUGGAGCAAGGAAGGAAAUGUGAUACCAAGCGGAGAGAAGGACAGAUGUACCGCAAAUGGAGAUAGACUUCUUCGCAGCUUUCAUCUACGCUCUAGAUAUUCCAAACUUGAUGACCUUGCAUAUAAGUCAGAUGAAGCUUUUAAAUUAAUUUGUGAUGGUAUUGAUUCUCUCUAUAAAGCAGCAGAAAAAGUUCUAGCGUGCGAAGAGAGUAGUGGUCUUGGGGAUUCUAAUUUACAGUUGUUGGGUUUUCAUCAUGAAGAGCCUUCUAUGAUGUACUUGAAGGAUCCAAAUAUUUCACAAACGAAAGGGCGGAAAAGGGACUCACAAAGUACUUCACAGGGACACAGGAUUCGUAGCGGGAUUGAAGAAGCAUCAAAGCAUACUAAUAUUUGUGGCAAUUGUAAGAAGCGGGGACAUAAUAAACGCACAUGCAAAGAAUAUAUAGAUGCAAUACAUUCAAUGUUGAGCAAACAACAUUGA